CUUUAUCAUUUAGCUCUAUCCUUCCCUCACGUUUUCUUAUCAUUCAUCUCCGUAUCUCGCUGUAGUUUCUGCGUGUACCUCGAGUAAAUUGGUUUGCGUGUGUCCGCUCUUGUUCAUUUGACAUACGACAAUCCGCAUUUGACCACCACCACCACCACCACCACAGACAACUAAACUAGCCAGCCAGCCAGCAAGCAGAUACUUCUGUCUCACUACAAUCAUGGAAGGAGAUGCCGGAGCCCCGACUGUUGAUGAUAUGAUGAAAGCUGCUUCCAAAGCCAUGGGUGUGCCUCUACGCCCGAAAUUCCAGGGUACCAUCAUAGCAGACCCAAACUUCAAUGCUGAUGACUGUGCUGACAGGCUACAAAAGACUAUGAAAGGACUUGGGACGAAGGACAGGAAACUGAUUGAGAUUCUGACCAAGCACACAAAUGAACAGAGGCAGGAGAUUGAGAAGAGUUACAAUGCAAGGCUUGGGGUGCUUCGUGAUGACAUUGAUUCCGACCUUAGCGGUCACUACAAGGACAUGUGUCUCUCCCUUUUGGACCCCUUUAUAACGUAUGACUGCAAGGAACUCAACCGAGCUGUCAAUAGACUGGGAACAGAUGAAAGUACCCUUGUGGAGAUCCUGUUUACCCGAAGCAAUGAUGACAUUGGAAAAAUCAAGGAAGAAUAUGAAAAAUGUAAGUUGUUGUUGUUGUUAUAUUUGUUGCUUUUAUUUCUAUUAUUGUUAUUUAAACCCUUUUCAAGGUUAUUCUUGGAAGAUGACCAUAAAGAACCUGGUUUUUUGCAUGGGUCUGUCAUUUGGUAUUAAGGGCUGCCCUCAGAAAUCUUCUAUAUGUACCAA
Molecule: messenger RNA, 847 nt
Organism: Octopus sinensis (East Asian common octopus)
Lineage: Eukaryota; Metazoa; Mollusca; Cephalopoda; Octopoda; Octopodidae
Product: annexin A3
Exons: 6
Coding region: 221-814 (197 amino acids)
Cellular component (GO): cytoplasm
Molecular function (GO): calcium ion binding; calcium-dependent phospholipid binding
Source: RefSeq, a predicted model, not a curated record